GCCAGCCGCGGGGCAGCCCUGCGUCCUGCACCCUCCGCCAGCCCAGCUUAAGGCGCAUCCUCCACCGCACCCGGCCUCGCCUGUCUCCCCCAAGCUCUUGAUGCUGCCCAGCUGAAAGGAGAAAAUGGGCACUGGAGAUUUUAUCUGCAUUUCCAUGACUGGAGGGGCGCCCUGGGGGUUCAGACUACAAGGAGGCAAGGAGCAGAAGCAGCCCUUGCAAGUCGCAAAGAUUCGAAGCCAGAGCAAAGCGUCAGACUCUGGCCUGUGUGAGGGGGAUGAAGUUGUGUCUAUCAAUGGCAACUCCUGUGCAGACCUUACCUACCCUGAAGUCAUCAAGCUCAUGGAGAGCAUAACAGACUCUCUCCACUUGCUUAUCAAAAGACCUUCUAGUGGAACAAGUGAGACUUUGGACUCUGAAACAGAAAACAUAAACCACCAACAUCUUCCACAUGAGGGGCCCAUGGAAAGUACCACCCUGCAGAUUCUUCCAGCCACAAAGCCCCAAUGCAAAGACUUCUUUCUUGCUCCAGUCCAAAGUAGAGUUCCCCUAACCGAUGACCAAGGAAAUGAAUGGGGUUAUGCGGAAUGUACAACAGGAGAAAACAUUCCCCAGAUGCUUGGCUCCCAAGAAGGACACUUGGUAGAAGAGGUCAUCUUAAGGGAAAAGGCAGAAGCAGGCCAGCCAGGCUGUGUGGUUGAGCUGCAACUGUCCCUCCCAAAGGAAAGACAUCAGUGCACUCGUGGCCCUAUAGUGGCUCUCCAGGGAAAUGAAAAAUCUAAGUCUCCUGAACCAGACUGGAGUUCACAGCACGAGAAGACCGUCCACAUAAACUCAAUCGCUGCCCCUGAGGAAGCAGGCACUUCUCUGCUGUCCAGCACGACAAUCCAGACCUCCAGUGGCCGGGAGUUGAGAGUGAUCCAAGGAAGAGAAGCAGGAGGCGCAGGGCUGCCCCAGGUGGAAGUGAUUCUAGAGGGCUGUGACAGGCUGAAGGCAGAAGAGUGCCGGCUGAAGGCAGGAAAGGGGUGUGUGGCUUCUGGGGUGGAAGGAGGGCAGUCAGAAGCACCUCCUUCUCUGGUCUCCUUUGCGGUCUCACCAGAAGGCACCGAGCAGGGGGAAGAUCAACGCUCAGGAAAGGACCACAGCAGACCACACAAGCACAGAGCACGACAUGCUCGGCUCAGGAGGAGUGAAAGUCUGUCUGAAAAGCAAGUGAAAGAAGCUAAAUCUAAAUGCAAAAGCAUCGCUCUCCUUCUCACGGAUGCUCCCAACCCCAACUCCAAGGGGGUGUUGAUGUUUAAGAAGAGGCGGCGGAGGGCCCGGAAGUACACCCUAGUCAGUUACGGUACUGGCGAGCUUGAACGAGGAGAGGAGGAGGAGGAGGACCAGGAAGAAGGAGACAAGGACGAGAUAAGCGAAGUUGCCUUUCUUGGAACGAGCGAGUCCGAAGUGGAUGAAGAGUUCCUGUCUGACUCUGACGACAACGCACAGGUUGUGAACUUUGACUGGGAUUCUGGACUGGUGGACAUUGAAAAGAAACUGAGCCGAGGGGACAAGAUGGAGAUGCUGCCAGACACCACGGGCAAGGGAGCGCUCAUGUUUGCUAAGAGGAGAGAGAGGAUGGAACAGUUCACAGCCCAAAAUGAAGAGGAGAAGACGAGUGUGAUGCCAGGCAGAGGACCAGAUGGGCUGCAGAUGGACGGUCUGAGAACCAUGACUUCUUAUCAAAAGAAGGAAGAGGAAUCCGUGAGAAUGCAGAGCUCUGUGAGUGAGAGCUCCAUCCAGAUGGGGCGGAGUCUUGGCAACAUGCCACAACAGAAUGGCUUCAGUGGAGUGUCUGAGACAGCAGGGGCCCAGAGGAUGAUCCCUAUGAACAGAACCGCCAAGCCUUUCCUGGGAACUAUGAACCAGCCAGCAGCCCCCUUCUCCCCAACACGGAGUGUGACAAGCCCCGUUUCCGACUUCCCCGCUCCUCCACCUUACUCUGCCGUCUCACCUCCACCUGAAGCCUUCUCCAGAGGGGUAUCAAGUCCAAUCACUGGCCCAGCACAGCCCCCUCCAUGGCCCCAGCCUGCUCCAUGGUCACAACCAGCCUUCUACGAUGCAUCUGAGCAGAUAGCUUCCCGGGAUGAGAGGAUCGCAGUGCCGGCAAAAAGAACAGGGAUCCUGCAGGAAGCCAAAAGACGGGGCACAACAAAACCCAUGUUUACUUUUAAAGAAACCAAAGUGAGCCCCAACCCUGAACUCCUGUCACUUCUUCAAAAUGCAGAAGGGAAGCGGGGCACUGGAGCUGGAGGAGAUUCUGGGCCUGAAGAAGACUACCUCAGCUUAGGCGCAGAGGCUUGUAACUUCAUGCAAAGUUCUGCCAAACAAAAGACCCCACCUCCGGUUGCUCCAAAGCCUGCAGUCAAAUCCUCCUCCCAACCAGUAACCCCAGUUUCUCCAGUCUGGUCUCCAGGAGUGGCCCCAGCCCAGCGUCCUGCCUUCUCCACAUCAAAUCUACCAAACCCUCCACAGGUCACGGCUGUGUCCUCCAUCAAAAUAGCUCAGCCUUCCUGCCCACCUGCCCGGCCUGCGAGCGCACUGAACCUGGCUGGUCCCUUCAAAGGGCCCCAGGCAGCAGUGGUCAGUCAUAACUUCACACCCAAGCUAUCAGCACCCACACCACAAGUAAAUGCUGCUCAUGCUGGUGCAGGGGGACCAUCCAAUGAGCUUCCUGGAAUGAGUGGGAAAGGAGCCCAGCUGUUUGCGAAAAGGCAGUCGAGGAUGGAGAAGUAUGUGGUAGAUUCCGACACAGUGCAGGCCCACACAGCUCGGGCCCAGUCUCCCACUCCAUCCCUGCCCGCCAGCUGGAAGUACUCCUCCAAUGUUCGAGCACCCCCUCCUGUGGCCUACAAUCCUAUCCAUUCCCCCUCAUACCCACUGGCUGCUAUGAAGUCUCAGCCACCGGCUGCCCAGGCCUCCAAAACGAGCAAGAAAAAGGGCAAGAAGCCUCUUAACACUUUGGAGGUCAUGAAGCACCAACCGUACCAGCUCAACGCGUCUUUGUUUACCUUCCAACCUCCCGAUUCAAAGGAUGGCCUCCCUCAAAAGUCAACAGUCAAGGUCAGUUCAAGCCUGGCCAUGAAGCAAGCCCUUCCUCCCCGACAGGUGAAUGUUGGCUCUCCCACAAAUGCGCAGGCUUCAUCUGUGUACUCGGUUCCGGCCUAUACCUCUCAGCCCUCCUUCUUCGCCGAGGCCACCUCACCAGUCAGUGCGUCCCCGGUGCCUGUGAGUGUUCCCACCUCUCCAAAGCCAGAAUCAGCCUCCUCAUCGUAUUUUGUGGCACCAAGGCCGAAGUUCUCAGCCAAGAAGAGCGGUGUCACAGUACAGGAGAGUGGGCGCUCCCUUUCUCUUCCUGGAAAAUCAGCCCCACCCAUCAUUCCUGCAGCUCCUUGGCUGUACCAGCCGGCUCACAGUUACUCUGGCAAGCCGACCCUCGGGCUGGAGAAAGCUAACAAGAGGCCAACACCUUGGGAAGCAGCAUCCAAGUCUCCUCUUGGUCUAGUGGAUGAUGCCUUCAGACCCAGGAGCAUCCAGGAAUCCAUUGUGGCGAAUGUAGUCUCCGCAGCUCGGAGAAAGGCAUUUCUAGGGUCCCAAGAGGACUGGAAAGAGAGACCGUCCUUUGUCCCGCAAACUCAGAAGACCAACAUGAGCUUCUCGGAAAGGCAAGAGUAUAAAGCGCCAUCCCCAGUCAACAGCCACAUGUCUACCCGCUCCUUAUACAGUUCGCAGUUGCCAUAUAUGUGCUAUAGGCAGGAGUCCAGAUAUGACCCCCAAAUAAUGUCCAUGGAGACCAGGUCUGAAUACUGUCUUCCAUUAGGUGGUUGCAACUAUAACCCACACCCAAGGGGGUGGAGACACCAACCCUGAAAGCUACUGUGACAACUCUGUGGGUUUUGUUGCUUAUGUUAGUGAUCCCUUGUGGGGUUUUUUACUUCUUAAAUAGACUUCAAUCCACUUUUAGUCCUCUGUGGCUCUCACGGGUUAUUUAUCUGAGUGCACAUGUGUGUAAACACACAAGUGUGGAGCACUUCCUUGUCUGCGGAUGCCUAAGGAACUGCUUGGAAGCCACUAUGAGCAGUCACUAUGAGCAGGGUGUGGUGGCGUACACCCACAAUGUGGCAAGGCAGAGCACCAGGAAUUUAAGAUAAUCCUCAGGCACAUGGUUUGAAGUCAGCCCAGGGUACGUAAGACCCUGCCUCAAAAAAAAAAAAAAAAUACUUUCUUGCAUUGGUAUUCUAUCACUUAUGUAUUAUUCAAAAUCUUAAUUCCAUUUGCCAAGAGUCCCAUGCAACUCAAGUUUGCUCAGUUAUAGUGAAUUAAACAUCUUCUUCAUGCCUUAGUCCAAUAAGGAAUUAUUAGAAUAUGGCGUAUUAAUUACAAGUAGUUCUAAUAGCAAGGAGUAUAAAAUUAUUUUUAUUAGUUUUUAAGUUAGUUGCCGGGCGGUGGUGGCGCAUGCCUUUAAUCCCAGCAUUCGGGAGGCAGAGACAGAUGGAUCUCUGUGAGUUCGAGGCCAGCCUGGUCCAUAGAGUGAGAUCCAGGAUAGGCAACAAAACUACACAGAGAAACCCUGUCUCAAAAAUAAAACAAAAAACAAACAAACAAAAAAAUUUAAGUUAGCAUAUAAAGGAAGGGGUUUCAUUUUGUCCUGUUAAUAUGCAUGUGCCAUUAUACCUUGUUCUAAUCCACCCAUCAUCACCCCAUUGCCCUUCCCUACGCCACCAGCCUUUCCUUUGACUAGUUCUCAUCUUUCCUAUUAGAAUAAAUCCCUAAGGUGAGCCUGACAUGAAGUAUAAUAAUUUUACAGAAAAGAAUCUCCUUGGUGUUAUUUCAUAUAUUUCUCUAAAACAUUUUUAGGUGCAGUUCAGGUGUUUUAGAAGGCUGAAACUGAAAUGUUCUAUCCCUCUUCUUUCGUUCGUCUGUUUGUGAAAGUGCUUUGCUAUGUAGUCCUGGCUGGCUUGGUACUUCUUUUGUAGCCCAGGCUAUCCUCAAACCCCUAUCUUGUCUCAGCCCACCAAGUGCUGGGAUUUCAGGUGGGCAGCAUUAUGCCUGGCUGAAAUAGGGAUGUUCUUAGACAGGACUAUGUCAGAGUCAGGGAAUUGUGAAACUCAGAUAGACUUUGGAGGAAACUGUAAUGUGUGGGAAGCACAAAUCUAGGCAUUGGAUUUUUUUCCAAUCUACUUAAAGCCAGCAGCCUGAGACAGGGAGACUUGAGUUCAAUCGCUCUCAUUUGUCAAAUGAGAAGGCUGCAUUGCCUAAUUGCUUAGGUUCUUAGCAACUCUGGUAUUGUGAGAUUCUCUCAGUAGAAUGACCUUUGAUGCAUUGUUUACUCUUGCUCAUCACAUAAAUAUCAGAUUAUCUUUAGGAGUGGAUGAGGUCGUUAGUGCCAUGAAAUACGUCACCAAAGGUCCCCAAAGGAAUUUCCAAGUGGCGGGUUUUGUGUUAUGUGGAGUGAGGGUUGAUGAUAGAAAUAUUAAUGGAUUGAAGGAAGUGGUGGAUGAAUAUGCCUGUCAUUAUGCAACUGUUCUUCAUAACCAUUUGCUUGGUUACAGAAAACAUGCCGGAGAAGCAUACACAAGGGCUGCUUCUAGGCUAUUCAGAGGAAGUCAGACGGCUGACUCACCUCUCCUGUAACCCAUGCCUUGUAAGCAUGACCAGGAGGCAGGCCAAGCGCCUGCUCCUCACUGCAGUACCCACGGAGUGUUCAAUACAAGGGAGUUCAGAGUACUUCAUACCAUCAUCAAGUUUACCCAGACUAUUUUUUAAUUUUAAAAUUCUUGAGUGUUUAAUCUUCUUUUCUGUUAAAAAAAAAAAAAAGGAUAAUUGUGCUUUAUUUUCCCUUUUAACUCUUCAUCUUAUCAUGAUGGUGGUAUCUUUCACAGACUAAAAAUGAACUAUGAGGAUGCAAAUGGUCUCUUACCUUAGAAGUUUUUUUAAAAAAUGGAAGAAAUCACAGUAAGUUCUACAGGUGGCAGGGGUGGCCAGAUACUAAUUUGUUCGAUUAGGUGGCAAGAAAAUGGAUGACUACUUUCCAAAAUUUGAUUGCUAGCCAGGUGUGAUGCCUUAUGCCUGCAUUCCUAGACUCCUAGAAAUGAAGAAAAGGGACUGCAAAAAUUCCAGGCCAGCCUGGGUUAUAAGUGACAUCAUGUCUCAAAACAAAAACAAACAAACCAAAAAAAGCAAAAAACCAACAGCAAAAGUUUCAUUGUUAAUUUAUAUAAAAUUGAUAUAAUGUUAAUUCCUUUAAAGUAUAAAAUGUAAUUAUUGGUCACCUAUGAGGUUUUUUUGUGGUUGUUUUGCUUUGUUUUGUUUUUUUGUUGUUGUUGUUUU
Molecule: messenger RNA, 6370 nt
Organism: Peromyscus eremicus (cactus mouse)
Lineage: Eukaryota; Metazoa; Chordata; Mammalia; Rodentia; Cricetidae
Gene: Synpo2
Product: synaptopodin 2
Exons: 5
Coding region: 125-3910 (1261 amino acids)
Biological process (GO): positive regulation of actin filament bundle assembly
Cellular component (GO): actin cytoskeleton; Z disc; stress fiber
Molecular function (GO): actin binding
Source: RefSeq, a predicted model, not a curated record